Porites lobata is the source of this 1124-nucleotide messenger RNA. NCBI's taxonomy places the organism in Eukaryota, Metazoa, Cnidaria, Anthozoa, Scleractinia, Poritidae. The record is from the annotation of a GenBank genome assembly.
AUGCCUUUACCGGAAUAUACACCAUGCAUGAGCUGUCAUGAUAGCUCUGACCAAAAUGAGCUGGAACUUAUAUCACAGUAUUUUAAACAAGGCUACAACAAUCUUGAAAUACUUGAAUUCUUGAAGAUCCAUGGCGUAACUAUAAGUUUAUCAACCCUGAAAAGACGUCUUCGAUCUUUAGGACUAUCAAGAAGAGACACCGCAUCUGACCAUGAACUGAAUGACGCCAUCGAGAAGGAACUUGGUAAAAGUGGUUGUUUUGUGGGAUACCGUAAGAUGUGGGCAAGGCUCAGAAGGAAGGGAGUUAUUGCUAAAAGAAGUAUGGUCAUGAGGUGUCUCAGAGAACUUGAUCCUGAAGGCGUAGAAAGCCGACGAAAAAAGAGGCUGCGUCGACGAGCAUACCACGCAAAAAGGACCGAAUUUCAUUUGGCAUAUUGAUGGCCACGACAAAUUAAAACCGUAUGGCUUCAGCGUACAUGGAUGCAUAGAUGGUUUUUCAAGACGGCUGAUUUGGCUGGAGGUGGGUCCCACAAACAAAAACCCAGAAGUGAUUGCUAAAUACUAUCUCGAAGCUGUGAAGCAGUCAGGUGGAGUACCUAGGAAGAUCAGAUCAGAUGAUGGAACUGAAAACAGUGUGAUCGAGGCAAUUCAUACUUACCUUAGGUCUGCCCACAAUGAUGAGAAUGCUGGCAUGGGAUGUUUUGCUUUUGGCAGAUCCACAGCAAACCAAAGAAUUGAAGCUUAUUGGUCACAACUUGUAAAAGAUGGUCCCGGUUGGUGGAUUAAUUUUUUUAAAGAUUUGUCAGACUUUUUGCUUUAUGCAAAUAUUGAGAGAUGAGCUUUAUCAAGUAGCAGAAAUCUGGAAUCACCAUCACAUAGCCUCAAGCAAAUUUGGUAACAGCAGUGGUCCCAGGGGAAGACCUGAUUGUAUGUAUUUCCUACCCCACCUUUACAACACAGAAGACUACAAAGUGAACGUUGACCGCCAUGAGGUAGAAGAGUUUAUUGAUAAUUCAACCAUGUGUCCUGCUGAUUUUAGUGAAGAGUUUGAGGAGUUUGCUAUAACAAUUAUGAAUGAACUUGGACUGCAUUCACCACAAGAUGUUGAUGAAGGACUUGAUCUA